GGACGUUCUGUCUCGUUUCCAGGAUCAACAAACAACGUUUUGCUAAGGUGGUAUGGUGUGCCCAAGUUGAUGGUUUGUUCUGAUUGUUGGGCCAAGGAUUCACGAAGUUAGCAUAAUCUUGGUUAACCAAAAUGCCUCCCAAGAAGAAAAGUGGAAAAAAGGGAAAGAAAAAGAAGUCAGCCAAGGCCAAGACACCGACUGUCAUCGAUGGCAUCUCAACAGAAGAAAUGUCCAAAGAGCAGCUGGAGGAGCACAUCGGCCGUCUCAGGGAGGAACUGGACAGAGAGAGAGAGGAAAGAAACUACUUCCAGCUAGAACGAGAUAAAGUCAACACAUUCUGGGAGAUUACCAAGAGGCAGCUGGAUGAGUUACGGGCAGAGUUGAGGAACAAAGACAGAGAGAUGGAAGAUGCAGAGGAAAGGCAUCAGGUGGAAAUCAAGGUGUACAAGCAAAAGGUGAAACAUCUAUUGUAUGAACACCAAAAUAAUAUAUCCGAGCUGAAAGCUGAGAGUGCGGUGGCCCUGAAACUUGCUCAGGACGAUCAUCGAGGACAAGAGGGUGAACUCCGGAAAGACAAGCGCUCUUUGAAGGUCACACUGAAGGAACAAGAGCUGUCACAUGAAGACAUCAUCAAGAACCUCAAAAUGAAAAGUGACGAGAAGGUGACCAAUUUGAGAACCGAGUUUGAGAGGGAAGCUAGAGAAAUUGAAAACAAAUAUGAGCAGAAAAUGCGUCAGCUGCGGGAGGAAUUAGAGCUCCGAAGAAAGACGGAAAUCCAUGAGAUAGAAGAACGCAAGAACAGCCAGAUCAAUACACUGAUGCGCAACCAUGAGAGAGCAUUCAGUGAUAUCAAGAACUAUUACAAUGACAUCACUCUCAAUAACCUAGCUCUCAUCAACUCACUCAAGGAACAAGUAGAAGAAAUGAAGAAGAAAGAGGAGAGGAUGGAGAAGCAAAUGAAUGAAAUCCAACUGGAGAACAAACGUCUGAAGGAGCCGCUGGAGAAAGCUAAGGAGGAAGUGGCAGAGUUGACCAGACAGCUCGCCAACUAUGAGAAAGACAAAGCCUCACUUGCCAGUGCAAAGGCCAGGCUGAAAAUUAUGAGCCAAGAGUACAAGGACUUGGAAUGGGAGCAUGAAGUGCUGGAACAGAGGUUUGAAAAAAUGCAGACAGAACGAGACGACCUCUAUCGUAAGUUUGUGAAAGCCAUCCACGAGGUUCAGCAGAAGAGUAACUUCAAGAACCUUCUGCUGGAGAAGAAACUAACAGCCUUGACGGACACACUGGAGAAGAAGGAAGCUCAGCUUAAUGAAGUCCUGUCAGCAUCCAACCUGGACCCCACAGCACUGACAGUGGUAACCAGAAAGUUAGAGGAUGUACUUGAUUCCAAGAACAGCGCAAUCAAAGAUCUCCAGUAUGAGCUCGCUCGCGUUUGCAAGGCGCAUAAUGAUCUUCUACGGACCUAUGAGGCCAAGUUGACAUCAUUUGGUGUUCCCAUUGAAGAGCUCGGAUUCAAACCCUUAGAGAGUACAGUUGGAGGCCAACAGCUAGGCCAAGGUCCUGCAGGAUUGGUAGCUGCACCAACAUAAAAAUGGGUCGUCAUGCUGAAUAGCCAGGAUUUGAAUAAAACAUUAUUGCACCUCAUAUAUAUUCAUGAACUGACAUUAUGACAUCCCUGGAAUAGUCAUGAUACAUGCAUAAAGAUUGAAUAGCUUAAAGUUCUGUUAUCAGUGCCAUUGACAUGUUCAUGUACUUUUCUGUACCGUUCAUAUCACACUCAAAAACAGUUGACUGUCUUUAUAUACUUGGGCUGCAUCCGAAUCUGUUGUCUAGAGCUAGGUCUAGGUCUUUCCUCCCAUCGGAAAUACGUGGCAAUGCUCAGACAAUAGACCUAGCCAUAGCUCUGGAAGCCCGUUUCAAACACAGCCGUAACUGGAUUUAUAGGACUUCUUAUAGCUGCCUGAAUAUCUACGCAGGCAGGGUGAAAUAAUUUUAAACGCUGUUGUUGAUUACGCGAUUUCCCUUGAUACCAAGGGAAACUGAAGCGAUCAGCUCGUCAGCUGUGUGUGAAUAGACACUGUCCAGCCUUCCUGUAUGGUUGAAAGGACUACAUCAAAAGUGCAUUGUUCUUCACUCAGUAUUACUAAUGUCCUUCGUCACUCCUAUUCACAACGUUGCAUGGAAAGUGGAGACAAAAUGUAAGAGCAGGUUUGGCUUGCGGGUGAUCCUCAGAGGAGCCCCCAGGUCAACUAAACUAUCAAGGAGUGAAGCAAUCAGUCCCACACAUCAUUUAUCAAUGCCCUUGUAAACGUAUGGAAAGAAAUGUCAUCGGUUGACGAAAUCCACUGUUUAUAUGUUAGAUCAUUAAAGCACCGCUGCCGCAAUGGACGUUAACUUUAAUAUGUAAAAAUGCAUUCUUAACAAAGUUGUCCUAUCAAAAUCAGUCAAAUAACCCCAACAUGUGUCUCUGUACUGUGGCGAAUCGAGUGGUAGGAUUUUUGACUGUUACGGCAAAAGUCAAAAUAAAACGUGGGUGGUUUUCGUAGAUGUCUGAUAUUUAGCAGUGGUUGUCAUUGGACGUGCAUGUUCAUGUACAUUUUACCAUGAAGCUCAUUAUAAUGAGGAAUGUGCAUUUUGUGUUAAUGCCGGCAUGAUAUGUGUAUAAGCUAGUGUUGAAAAAAAAAUCAAGAAAUAAUAAGGCGUUUAGUACGCAGGACUUGCUCUUCAGAAUCUUCUCUAUUCUUGUCAGCACCUGCACAUAAUUUUAUGCAUCAUGCACCUGUGCCCGUCGUACAGGAACGUGUUGGCAUGAAACCUUACUGUGAUUUAAAAAUGACGGUUAAAGUUACUUGGCUAUCGAACUGUCCAAUGUCCAGUAUCCUGCCUUUUGGUGCUACAUAUGAGUGAUUUACAAAAAUGCAGUGUGCAGGAUAACAAUUGGCAUUGGAAGUUGGAGAAAUGCAGUUUUAAAAAUCAAAGCAUUUGGAAAAACUGUUGUUUGUACAAAAGUGUCAUGUACAUAGAACUGCUCUCUUCUUUAGUUUUAAAGUUAAGUAGUUUGUAUGAAAAAUAAAAAUGCUCCAGUGUGAACCCCAA
Molecule: messenger RNA, 3096 nt
Organism: Acanthaster planci (crown-of-thorns starfish)
Lineage: Eukaryota; Metazoa; Echinodermata; Asteroidea; Valvatida; Acanthasteridae
Gene: gas8
Product: growth arrest specific 8
Biological process (GO): cell motility
Cellular component (GO): motile cilium; Golgi apparatus; microtubule
Molecular function (GO): microtubule binding; small GTPase binding
Source: RefSeq, a predicted model, not a curated record